Lactuca virosa is the source of this 1740-nucleotide messenger RNA. NCBI's taxonomy places the organism in Eukaryota, Viridiplantae, Streptophyta, Magnoliopsida, Asterales, Asteraceae. The record is from the annotation of a GenBank genome assembly.
AUGAGAAGAGGAAAGAGACUUCAAAAAAUCGGAACCGAUGAGAAGAUCGCCGACAAUUGCUGGUUGCGGGAGAAGAAAGUCGGCGCUGAAGGAGGAGAAGAAACAAUGGAGUCGCUAAUUUCUUCCUUCGGUAGGGCAAGGCAAACCUCCUCCGCCACCAUUCUUCAAUACUUCAGAUUCAGUAUCUUGUAUAUCAGGGAUUUGCAAAGCAAACGAUCAAUUUGGAGCGUAAAAGAUACGCAGAUGAAGCCAAUUAGGCUUCCGGAACCGCCGGGUAGUCCACCGAGAGGCGUACCGGACAUCUUUGAAGGAGGGGUUUACGGUGUUGUCAAGCGGGCUGUUAUUAUCGGUAACGGUUUCCCGGCGUCGGAGAAUCAGAGCAUUGGUUUAGUUAGAGCCCUUGGAUUGUCGGAAAAACAAACUCUAUAUCGUGUUACUAGGCCAAGUGGAGGAAUCAAUGAAUAUCUACACUGGCUCCCAGUUUCUGUCCAUAAACAGAUAUAUUACAUCAUCAGACUGAUUUACAGCUAUUCACAAGUUCUAUUUACAACUAAAGGGAGUAAAGUCAAAUCUUUGACCACAGAAAAUGGUGGAAAUGUAGGCUUAUCAUCUAUACUUGAAGCUGAUGUUAAGUCAAUAGUAACAAUGGCAAGAGGAACUGCUGACAAGGAUGGGCCUUUAUUGGUGGUUGCAUGUGGUAGAGACACCAUAUCAAUUGCUAGCUCUAUAAAAAGAUUAGCAUCUGAAAAUGUGUUUGUUGUUCAGAUUCAACAUCCAAGAAGACAAGUUCCUAAGUUUCUUCGCAAGUAUAUGACUCCUGAUGAGCCCCCUACUAAGAACGUGGUACUUACAUUGGGAUCACUGCAUCAAGUUGAUUCUGCUGCACUUCGUAGUGCAGCUAUUGCUUGGCAUGAUGAGUUUGCACCUUUACCAAAACCCUUAAUCGUGGUCAACAUUGGGGGGCCCACAAGCCGAUGUAGAUAUAGUACAGACCUUGCAAAGCAGUUAACUACCUAUUUGAAGGGUGUUCUUGAUACCUGUGGGAGUGUAAGAAUUUCUUUUUCAAGAAGAACUCCCGAUAAGAUUGCAACUUAUGUGAGAAAAGAACUCGCAGAAUUUCCAAAAAUCUAUAUAUGGGAUAACGAAAAACCAAAUCCACACAUGGGACAUUUAGCAUGGGCAGAUGCAUUCAUCGUCUCAGCAGAUUCAAUCAGCAUGUUGAGUGAAGCCUGCAGCACUGGAAAACCUGUAUAUGUGAUUGGAGCUGAGCGAUGUAAAUGGAAAUUUGGAGAAUUUCAUAAAACUUUAAAAGAAAGAGGUCUUGUUAGGCCAUUUACAGGUCUUGAGGAUAUGUCGGAAAGCUGGAGUUACCCGCCUUUAAAUGACACUGCAGAGGCUGCAAAUCGAGUACAUGAAGCACUUGCUGAAAGGGGAUGGAGAUUAAGGCCAUAAGAUUUUUGUCUGAAAUUACUUUUUUGCCCUUUUCCCAUUGGUUUGUGGGGGAUUAUAGAUAUAUAUAGUUUUUGAUACGGAAUUACGGACAAGGAGGUUUGUGUGUAUAAACCGGCAUUUAUAUUUUAUAGCUUUAGUGUGAAAAGAAAACCUUGAGGGACAGAUUGGUCAUUUGUGUUCAUUGUGAAAUGGGAGUUAAUAAAAGAUGCUAUCAUUCAAACAAUUGUGAAAUGAAAACCUUGAGGGAGAGAAGAUUGGUCAUUUGUGUUUGUUGUGUAUAAUGCUUUC